This is a messenger RNA of Linum tenue, 534 nucleotides long. NCBI's taxonomy places the organism in Eukaryota, Viridiplantae, Streptophyta, Magnoliopsida, Malpighiales, Linaceae. The record is from the annotation of a GenBank genome assembly.
AUGGCGGCGAGCGACUCUGUUUUAGCGGGACAAGAAGAAGAAUUACACGCUGAAAGUCAUGAUAAUAAUAGUAGUGGUAGUAGUAAUUCGGAUCUGAUCAGUGCGCUGCCUGACGACAUCCUAACUCCCAUUCUGUCCCUCUUGAGCCUCAAGGAGGCAGCUAGCACGUCCACCCUGUCAAACCGGUGGAAAACUGUGUGGAAAUCGGCCGCAACAGUUUUGGGCUUCGAGGGCGUGGACGAAACUCUGAAGAAUGCUCCGCCUGAAAGGAGGUGGGAGAAGGGGAGGAGGCAAAGUUACGUCAACUGGGUGAGUGGGGUUGUGAGGCAGCUGCAGCAGCACAAUGAUAAUGGCGCCUCCUCGAAAGUGAGCACGUUUCGGGUUUCUUUCGGGCUGGACAGCGAAUGCAACUCCGACGGAGAUAUCGAUCGGUGGCUGGAAUUCGCAAUUUCAAAGAGAGUCGAGUCACUGGAGCUGUGUCUGGGCCGGAAUUGUACCACGAUCGAGAAGUGUUACCCUUUCCCACAGCGUUGA